This is a messenger RNA of Closterium sp. NIES-65, 4173 nucleotides long. Lineage: Eukaryota; Viridiplantae; Streptophyta; Zygnematophyceae; Desmidiales; Closteriaceae. The record is from the annotation of a GenBank genome assembly.
AUGGCUGGCAGAGUGAGUGGCAGCAGAAGCGGCGGGAGCAGAGAGAGAAGAGUCGGCAAGGGCGCAUGGGCGCCACUGCAGCGCCUCUGGGGGCUCCUCCCACAGGCCUGUGUUCAUUGCCACUGGUGCGCCUCUGGGGGAGUGUUCAUUGCCACUGGUGCGCCUCUGGGGGAGUGUUCAUUGCCACUGGUGCGCCUCUGGGGGAGUGUUCAUUGCCACUGGUGCGCCUCUGGGGGAGUGUUCAUUGCCACUGGUGCGCCUCUGGGGGAGUGUUCAUUGCCACUGGUGCGCCUCUGGGGGAGUGUUCAUUGCCACUGGUGCGCCUCUGGGGGAGUGUUCAUUGCCACUGGUGCGCCUCUGGGGGAGUGUUCAUUGCCACUGGUGCGCCUCUGGGGGAGUGUUCAUUGCCACUGGUGCGCCUCUGGUGCGCCUCUGGGGAGUGUUCAUUGCCACUGGUGCGCCUCUGGGGGAGUGUUCAUUGCCACUGGUGCGCCUCUGGGGGAGUGUUCAUUGCCACUGGUGCGCCUCUGGGGGAGUGUUCAUUGCCACUGGUGCGCCUCUGGGGGAGUGUUCAUUGCCACUGGUGCGCCUCUGUGGGCUACUCCCACAGUUAUCGCGGCUCGCGCUGCCACUGCUUCUAAUGGGAUGGGAUGCCGCGGAAAAGGGGGGAAAUGGAGGGAGCGUGAGAGCGCGGGUGGAAGGGAGGGAAGAUGGUCCCCUCCUAUCGUGCUUGAGGCAGCGCGCGUGCGAUCGUCACCGAUCUCCACCACGAAUUCUACAUCCCACAGGCUGACUAGCGCGGCCGCUAGCAGCAGCAGCGCUAGCAGCGGGUGGGACCUCCGCAGGCAGGAGAAGCGGGAGAAGCGGGAGAAGCGGGGGAAGAGGGGGAAGAGGCCGGCGGUUCGUCGCCGAUCAAAGGAAGGCUGGCGUGAGAGUGAGAGAGACGACUUGACGGGCGUGAACGAGAACGGCCACGAUUGCAGCCAGAACCGCAGCGACGAUCGCAGCCGUCGGAGGAUCCUGUUGCAGCGGAGAACGCGGGGAGGGGGGAGGAUGGAGCCGGCAGAGGGGGGCCGCGGAAUGCCGGCCGCUGAUAGCGGUCGGAGCCAGAGCGAGUGUUUCUGGUGCUCAAGGACGACCGCGUGGUGCGCUGCAUGCUGCCUGCUCGCACCCAAUCUAACCACCUCCUCCACCCCCUUCCAACCCCCCUUCCACCCCACACUCACUCCCCCUCACCAGUCGGAGCCCGAGCGAGUGUUCCUGGUGCUCAAGGACGACCGUGUGGUGCGCUGCAUGCUGCCGCCCCUCGACCGCGACCCCUCCUUCUGGGCGGCAUGGAAGGAUCUCAGCCUAGAUUCGCUCACCAUCAACGCCUUCUCGCCGCCGCCCGCGCCGCCCGUCAUGCAGCCGUGGGGGCUCUGGGGUCCUUCCUUGAAGUUUCUGCAGGACUGGGGGUGGGUGGGGGGAGGGGAGGGCCGGCGGGAGGGGGUUGGGGGGAAGGGGAAGGGGGGAGCGGAGGGGGCGGGGGAGAGUGCGGGGAAGGGGAAAGGGAAGCCGUUGACUGCUAAGCAGAAAGCGGAAGCUGCUAUGAAGGAGCGGGUGAGGAGGCUUGCAGAAGAGAGGAAGGAGACGGAGAGGAGGAGGGUGGAGAAGGAAAGAGAGCUGAAGAGGCAAAGAGAGGAGAGGAUUCGGAUGGAAAGGGAGGAGAGGAGGAGGGCGGAGAGGGAGGAGAGGGAGCAGCAGAAGCAGGAGGAGCAGGAGCAGAGAGGGGGCGGUGCGAAAGCGAAAAAACGGGGAGCAGAGGAGAAGAAUGUGGAGGCGAGGAGAAAGAAGCUAGUGGCUCAGGUGGCCAGUCAGGAGCGCUGGGGUUCGUUCUACAAGCAGGCGGCUAAUAACGAGGGCGUGCGGUUCCUGAUCGGGGCGGCGUUCUUUGUCUUUUUCUACUUUGGGAUUAUUGUGAAUGUGAAGAAGAAGAGGAAGGAUUACGAGGAUCGGAUCAAGUUGGAGCGGGCGGCGGAAGAGGAGAGGAGGAAGAUGGAGGGGUGGGAGGAGGAUAUGGAGGAGAUGGAAGCGAGGGAGGAGGAGGAGGCGGAGAAGGAGAAAGAGAGGGAGAAGAAGAGAGGGAAGAAGGCCGGGGUGGUGGUUGCGAAGGGGAAGGAUGGGAAGGAGGCGGAGGAUGGGAAGGGUGAGGGGAAGGGCGAGGGCGAGGGGGAGGGGAAGGUGGAGGAGGAGAAGAACCAGGCCAUUCUGGCCGGCAUGCGGUUCAUGCGGUCCGGAGCUAAAGUUCGGCGCGCACGCAAGGGCAAGCGCACGCGUCGCCCCACCUACCUGGACCUGAGCGCAGAGGUGAAAUUCUCCGAUGUAGCUGGGUUGGGUGAAAUCAGGCGAGAGCUGGAGGAGGUGGUGGAAUUCUUCCAGUCCGCGGAGAAGUACCGCCGCCGCGGCUCCAAGAUCCCUUCGGGCAUCCUGCUGUGCGGCGAGCCGGGCAGCGGGAAAACUUUGCUGGCCAAGGCGGUGGCAGGCGAGGCGGGAGUGAGCUUCUUCUCGGUGUCGGCGAGUCAGUUCGUGGAGAUCUUCGUGGGCGUGGGGGCCAGCCGCGUGCGCGCGCUGUACAACGAGGCCAGGGAGAACGCGCCGUCGGUGGUGUUCAUUGAUGAGCUGGACGCUGUGGGACGACAGAGAGGGCUCACUGAGGGGUCUGGCGGGCAGGAGAGAGACGCCACGUUGAACCAGCUGCUGACGUGUCUGGAUGGAUUUGAGGGCAGAGGUGACGUCAUCACCAUAGCAGCCACCAACCGGCCGGAUAUUUUGGACGCUGCCCUGGUGCGGCCGGGCAGGUUUGACAGAAAGAUUUACAUCCCGAAGCCGAGUCUCAAGGGGCGCGCUCAGAUCCUGGAGGUGCACAGCCGCAACAAGGUGUUGGAUGAUGACGUGGACUUUGAGGCGGUAGCGCAGGUGACAGAUGGCAUGUCGGGCGCUGAGCUGGCGAACGUGGUUGACGUGGCGGCGCUCAGAGUGCUGCGGGAGAACCGAUCCGAGAUCACAACAGACGACAUGCUGCAAGCCGCCAUGCUGGAGGAGGGAGGGUACCCGUCGCCCCACGAGGGCAGCCCAAUCAGGCAGCGCCAGCUGGCACUCAACGAGGCGGCGCUGGCUGUAGUGGCGUUCAACUUCCGCGACUUCCAGAACAUUCAGCUGAUCACGGUGGUGCCGCGAAUGACGGAGGAGAAGGGUUCAGUGCGGUACAAGCUGGUGGACACGCAGAAGAUGAAGGCCAACUUCAUCUCUGCCUCGUGCCUGCGUGACUUCAUCACCGUUCAGCUGGCGCCCAUGGUGGCCGAUGAGAUGUGGAACGGCGCCGAGGAGACGUGCACCAUCUGGGCGGACCACGCUGACGUGGCACGCCGCACAGCGCGCCAGGUGGCUCUCAACGGUUUGUCAGCGCCGAGUGAGGAGGGCGCGUUGUACGGCAUCGGCGUGGCGGCUGUAGACGCACCGUGGCGCCGUGAGGCUGUUGAUGCCGACGCUUCCCGCAUUCUUGAGGAGUGCCGCACCCGCGCUGCUCAGGUGGGUGUGGUUGAGAUGGGAGUGGUUGCGGAGGGGACGGUUGCGGUGGGUGCGAGUGAGGAGGCCGCACUGUAUGGCAUCGGCGUGGCGGUUGUGGAUGCACCGUGGCGCCGCGAGGCCGUUGAUGCCGACGCUUCCCGCAUUCUUGAAACAGUGCCGCUCCAGGGCUGCUCAGAUGAGAUCCUGCAGCGCAACCACAGUCUGGCGGAUGCACUAGUGGACAAGCUGGGCGAGCUUCAAUACCCUCGUCUGUCCCUUACGCGCCCCUCCCUCUGCCCUCCCCUCCCCCUUUCCAAACCCUCCUCGUCUGAGUCUGCGGCGCAACUGCAGUCUGGUGGACGUGCUAGUGGACAAGCUGGGCAGGGCAAGCUCCUGCGCAAUCGCAGUCUGGUGGAUGCACUAGUGGACAAGCUGAUAGAGGAGAAGGCGAUGGGCGGCGAGGAGUUUGCCAGCCUGGCGCGGCAGUACGGGUCGUUUGACACGCCGCCGCCCUCCCCCGUGGAGAUGAGGGACCGCCAGCUGGCACGGUUCCGAGAGGCCAUGAUGGCCGGCGAGAAGGAGCGGGCGGCACGUGUGCUGCUGGCUGACCCUGUUGCUGUGGAGUGA